Molecule: messenger RNA, 23849 nt
Organism: Suncus etruscus (white-toothed pygmy shrew)
Lineage: Eukaryota; Metazoa; Chordata; Mammalia; Eulipotyphla; Soricidae
Gene: MACF1
Product: microtubule actin crosslinking factor 1
Exons: 101
Coding region: 92-22663 (7523 amino acids)
Biological process (GO): intermediate filament cytoskeleton organization; regulation of microtubule-based process; wound healing
Cellular component (GO): intermediate filament; membrane; cytoplasm
Molecular function (GO): structural molecule activity; cadherin binding; microtubule binding
Source: RefSeq, a predicted model, not a curated record
UUUAGGCCCUUGCUACAUUCACGUUCCCCAAACCCUGUGGAUCACAUCUUCUGAGGCUUCCAGGCCCCUGUGCUGCCACCCCGCCUGGACCAUGUCUUCCUCAGAUGAAGAAACCCUCAGUGAGCGGUCAUGCCGGAGCGAGCGGUCGUGCCGAAGUGAGCGAUCCUACAGGAGCGAGCGGUCAGGAAGCCUGUCCCCUUGCCCGCCGGGAGACACCUUACCCUGGAACCUGCCCCUGCAUGAGCAGAAGAAGCGGAAGAGCCAGGACUCGGUGCUGGACCCUGCAGAGCGUGCUGUGGUCCGAGUAGCCGAUGAACGAGACCGUGUUCAGAAGAAGACAUUCACCAAGUGGGUCAACAAGCACCUUAUGAAGGUACGCAAGCACAUCAAUGAUCUUUACGAAGAUCUACGGGAUGGCCACAACCUGAUCUCUCUCUUGGAGGUCCUCUCAGGCAUCAAGCUGCCCCGAGAGAAGGGCAGAAUGCGUUUUCAUAGGUUGCAAAAUGUGCAAAUUGCCCUGGACUUCCUAAAGCAGCGACAGGUGAAAUUAGUGAAUAUUCGCAAUGAUGACAUCACAGAUGGCAACCCGAAGUUGACCCUGGGCCUGAUAUGGACCAUUAUUUUGCAUUUCCAGAUCUCUGACAUCUACAUUAGUGGAGAGUCAGGGGACAUGUCAGCCAAGGAGAGGCUGCUCUUGUGGACCCAGAAGGUGACAGCAGGUUACACUGGAGUCAAAUGCACCAACUUCUCCUCAUGCUGGAGUGAUGGAAAGAUGUUCAAUGCACUUAUUCACCGAUACAGACCUGAUUUGGUAGAUAUGGAGAGGGUCCAGAUCCAGAGUAACAGAGAGAAUCUGGAACAAGCUUUUGAAGUAGCAGAGAGAUUGGGGGUCACCCGAUUAUUGGAUGCAGAAGAUGUGGAUGUGCCGUCUCCUGAUGAAAAAUCUGUAAUCACUUAUGUGUCUUCUAUUUACGAUGCCUUCCCUAAAGUCCCUGAAGGUGGAGAAGGAAUCAGUGCUACGGAAGUAGACUCCAGGUGGCAAGAAUACCAAAGCCGAGUGGAUUCCCUUAUACCUUGGAUCAAACAACAUACAAUUCUGAUGUCAGAUAAAUCUUUUCCCCAGAAUCCUGUUGAACUAAAGGCACUUUAUAACCAAUAUAUACACUUCAAAGAAACAGAAAUUCUAGCCAAGGAGAGAGAAAAAGGAAGAAUCGAAGAAUUAUAUAAAUUACUAGAGGUAUGGAUUGAGUUUGGCCGAAUUAAACUGCCUCAAGGUUAUCACCCUAAUGACGUGGAAGAAGAGUGGGGAAAGCUCAUCAUUGAAAUGCUGGAGAGAGAGAAAUCACUCCGACCAGCUGUGGAGAGGCUGGAAUUGCUGCUACAAAUUGCAAACAAAAUCCAGAAUGGUGCUUUGAACUGUGAAGAAAAACUGACAUUAGCCAAGAAUACACUGCAGGCUGAUGCUGCUCAUCUGGAAUCAGGACAACCAGUACAAUGUGAGUCAGAUGUCAUCAUGUACAUUCAGGAAUGUGAAGGUCUUAUCAGGCAGCUGCAGGUGGAUCUCCAGAUCCUACGGGAUGAGAAUUAUUACCAACUGGAAGAACUGGCUUUUAGGGUCAUGCGUCUGCAGGAUGAACUUGUCACUUUGCGUCUAGAGUGUACAAACUUGUACCGGAAGGGCCACUUCACAUCACUUGAAUUGGUUCCACCCUCUACUUUAACCACUACUCAGCUGAAUGCAGAACCCUUGACCAAGGGAACCCAUUCUUCCUCUACCUCCUGGUUCCGAAAGCCCAUGACUCGGGCUGAGCUUGUUGCUAUCUCCUCCUCUGAAGAUGAAGGCAGUCUUCGAUUUGUGUAUGAACUCCUGUCUUGGGUAGAAGAGAUGCAGAUGAAACUGGAACGAGCAGAGUGGGGCAAUGACUUACCUAGUGUGGAGCUACAACUGGAAACACAGCAGCACAUCCACACAAGUGUGGAAGACUUAGGUUCAAGUGUGAAAGAGGCCAGGUCAUAUGAAGGAAAAAUGUCCCCAAAUUUCCAUACCAGCUAUGUUGAAACACUUGGAAAGCUGGAAACACAGUACUGUAAAUUAAAGGAAACUUCUAGCUUCCGGAUGAAGCACCUUCAGAGCCUGCAUAAAUUUGUCUCUAGAGCUACAGCUGAGUUGAUCUGGUUGAAUGAGAAGGAGGAAGAAGAACUAGCUUAUGACUGGAGUGACAACAAUCCCAAUAUCUCAGCCAAAAAAAAUUAUUUCUCGGAGUUGACAGUGGAACUGGAGAAGAAACAGGAUGUUUUCCGGUCACUUCAAGAUACUGCAGAGCUGCUCUCACUUGAGAAUCAUCCAGCCAAGCAGACUGUGGAGGCUUACAGUGCUGCUGUCCAGUCCCAAUUGCAGUGGAUGAAGCAGCUGUGUUUAUGUGUUGAACAGCAUGUUAAAGAGAAUACAGCUUACUUUCAGUUCUUCAGUGAUGCACGAGACCUAGAGACAUUCUUGAAGAAUCUCCAAGACUCCAUUAAACGAAAAUAUUCUUGUGAUCACAACACCAGCUUGUCCCGCCUUGAGGACCUGCUCCAGGACUCCAUGGAUGAAAAAGAGCAGCUUAUACAGUCCAAGAGCUCUGUUGCCAGUCUUGUUGGGAGGUCAAAAACCAUUGUUCAGCUUAAGCCACGAAGUCCUGAGCAUGUGCUCAAGAGCACCAUAUCUGUGAAGGCCAUCUGCGACUAUCGACAGAUUGAGAUUACUAUAUGUAAGAAUGAUGAAUGUGUGUUAGAAGAUAACUCUCAACGGACCAAAUGGAAAGUGAUCAGUCCUACAGGGAAUGAGGCAAUGGUGCCAUCUGUCUGCUUUCUUGUCCCCGCACCCAAUAAAGAUGCCAUCGAGAUGGCCAGCAGGGUGGAACAGUCUUAUCAGAAGGUGAUGGCCCUUUGGCAUCAACUGCACAUUAACACCAAAAGCCUUAUCUCCUGGAACUAUCUGAGGAAGGACCUUGAUCUUGUGAAGACCUGGAGCCCAGAGAAGCUUCGAUCUUUGGCACCAGGGGAAUGUCAUCAGGUUAUGAAGAACCUGCAGACCCACUAUGAAGACUUCCAGCAGGAUUGUCGUGACUCUGCGCUCUUCUCAGUGACUGAUCGCUUGCGCUUGGAAGAGGAGGUGGAGGCUUGUAAAACCCAUUUCCAGCACUUGAUAAAGUCCGUGGAGAAUGAGGACAAAGAGGAAACUGUAGCCAAGACAUAUAUUUCAGAGCUGAAGAAUAUCCAGCUGCACUUAGAGGAGUGUGAACAAAGGAUGAUUAAACGAAUUCAGUCUCUAGCCAGUUCAAGGACUGAUAAAGAUGCUCGGCAGGAAAUUGCAUUAAGGAUUGCAGAGCAGGAGCAUACCCAGGAUGAUUUACAGAAAUUGAAGUCAGAAAUGGAUGGUCUUUCCUUGAAAUGCAACAGCUUUUUCCAUCAGUCCCCUUCUGGUUCAAGUGUCCCAACUCUUCGUUCAGAACUCAAUCUGCUAGUGGAAAAAAUGGAUCAUGUUUAUGGUCUCUCCACCGUCUAUCUGAAUAAGUUGAAGACAAUUGAUGUCAUAGUACGGAGCAUUGAGGAUGCUGAACUUUUGGUCAAAGGUUAUGAAAUUAAGCUGAGUCAGGAGGAAGCAGUGCCAGCAGAUCUUUCUGCUCUAGAGUCCCAUCGGUCUACAUUAAAGCACUGGCUUAGUGAUGUGAAGGACAAGAAUUCAGUAUUUUCAGUCUUGGAUGAGGAACUUACCAAGGCCAAGGAGGUGGGAGAGCAGCUAAACUGUCUGACCCCAGAGCGAAAUCUGGAUUUGGAGCGCUAUCAGGAAAAAGGCUCCCAGCUGCAGGAGCGUUGGCAUCGAGUCAUUGGCCAGCUUGAGACGCGCCAAUCUGAGCUAGAAAGUAUCCAGGAUGUUCUGGGAGAUUACCGAGCCUGCCAUGGAACUCUCAUCAAAUGGAUUGAGGAAACCACUACUCAGCAGGAAUUGAUGAAGCCAGGCCAGGCAGAGGACAGCAGAGUGCUCUCAGAGCAGCUCAGCCAGCAGACGGCUUUGUUUGCAGAAAUUGAGAGAAAUCAGACAAAACUAGACCAAUGUCAAAAAUUUUCUCAGCAAUACUCCACUAUUGUAAAGGAUUACGAAUUGCAACUGAUGACAUAUAAGGCCUUUGUGGAAUCACAGCAGAAAUCCCCUGGCAAGCGCCGUCGCAUGGUGUCCUCAUCGGAUGCCAUCACACAAGAGUUCAUGGACCUAAGGACUCGAUACACAGCUUUGGUGACUUUGACAACUCAGCAUGUGAAAUAUAUCAGUGAUGCACUCCGGCGGCUAGAGGAGGAGGAGAAAGUGGUAGAAGAGGAAAAACAGGAACAUGUGGAGAAGGUCAAAGAACUUUUGGGCUGGGUAUCUACCCUAGCACAGAAUACACAAAGCAAAGGUACCUCAGCCCAGACCAAAGAAUCAACAGACAUUGAAAAAGCUAUUUUAGAGCAACAGGUUCUGGCAGAUGAGUUGACAACCAAGAAAGAACAGGUCUCUGAGGCCAUUAAAACUUCACAGAUCUUCUUAGCCAAACAUGGUCAUAAGCUCUCAGAAAAAGAGAAAGAACAAAUAUCAGAGCAGAUAAAUGACUUAAAUAAGGCAUACCAUAACCUUUGUGAUGGGUCAACAAACCAGCUUCAACAACUUCAGAGCCAGUUGGCCCAACAGACAGAACAAAAGGGUUGCAGAGCAGUUGCUGGGGUGAUUGACCUAGGCACAGUGGAAAUAUUUCCCAUCUUCAAGGCAAUGCAAAAGGGCCUUAUUGACCAAGACACAGGACUUGUGCUCCUAGAGUCCCAAGUUAUUAUGUCUGGUCUCAUUGCCCCUGAGACCAGUGAAAAGCUCACUCUGGAAGAGGGUUUAUCCAGAAACCUUAUUAAUCCCCAGAUGUAUCAGCAACUUCAAGAACUACAGGAUGCCCUGUCUUUAGUCAAUAGACUUACUGGAAGUAAAGGCUUACCUCUUUCUGUGGUGGAGGCAAUUGAAAAGAAAAUAAUCAGUCAGAGAAUUGGACUGAAAAUCUUAGAAGCUCACCUGGCAACUGGAGGCUUCAGUCUUCCCCUUCAAGAGAAAUGUUUUAAUUUAGAUGAGGCUUUUCAGCAAGGCCUCAUUCCUAAAUGGCUUCACUCAGUACUAGAGUGUCACCUGAGAUCAUCUAAGAAUCUGAUAGAUCCCAGCACAGCUGAGAAAAUUUGUUUGCUGGAUCUGAUGCAAAGAUGCAUUAUCCACCAGGAAUCUGGGUUAAAAUUGCUGCCGGUCAAACAAUUGGCAGGGGGAAUGGUAAGCUUAAAAUCAGGCCGGAAAGUUAGCAUUUUCCGUGCCGUUCAGGAAGGGUUAAUAGAUAGGCAGGUCACUGUCCGACUGUUGGAGGCUCAGCUUUUUGCUGGUGGCAUAGUAGAUCCAAGAACAGGACAUAGACUUACAGUACAAGAGGCUGUAAGACAUAAUUUGAUAGAUCAAGAUAUGGCCUGUGCUCUUCUCAUAAGGCAGCUCCAAACAGGCGGCAUCAUAGACACUGUCACUGGCCAUCGGAUGACAAUAGAUGAAGCAGUGAGAAAAAAUCUAGUGGCAGCUAAGUUUGCUCUUGUUAUUCUGGAAUCCCUUCGGUCAUUCAUGGGUUUUCUUUGGCCUGAAUCUGGAGAGAUCCUUCCAAUAACAGAUGCCCUGGAGCAAGGAAUUGUAUCUACUGAACUAGCUCAGAAAAUACUUAGUGGUCGACAACACAUUAAGGCUCUAUUUCUACCUGAAGCUAUGGAAAUUUGGUCCUGGAAAGAAGCAGUAGAAAAUGGUACUUUAGACAAAGGUCUUGCCAAUAAGAUGAAAUCAGUUUGCAUACCCGAUGUGAUACCCCACAUGCAAUUAGUAGGCUCUUCGGAACAAAGCAAAUUGAACAGCAAUCCUUCAGUGGCAGGUCUGUGCAUGGGCCAAACUGAGGGCAUAGCAAGCCAUAGAGAAAAGCUGUUGUUUCAACUAAUGACUCACAGCUAUAUUAAUGUACAGAAUGGACAGAGGCUGCUCCUGCUGGACAGUGAGCUGAUAGAUUCCCUAACUGCAAGUGGUGAAUAUCAAGCAAGUCCCCAAGAAGUGUUUGAAAUUGGACAUCAAAGAGAAGAAACUCCUGAGGAAUUAGCAGAAUUAAUGGAUAUGAAAGCCACUGAAUCUUUCUGUGAUAGGCUUCAGGAAAGGCCAUGUGAAUGCCAGGUUUCUUCUCAAAGCAAAGAAUGUCCUGAUCAGGCAAAUUACAUUGAAGCAAAAAGCAAAAAGAUCACUGAAGAAAAAGAAACUGAAAGUUCUUCAGUUGGGAACCCUGAAAAGGACUUGUUGGUAGGAGAACAAAGAGUGAGAACUCCAAAUAGCCAGACUUCAAAAAGCAAAAGUAAAGUCAAAUCAGAAUUGAGAAGACAGUUACGAGAUACAAGAAAGAAAGAUCAGAUAGAGAUGUCUGCCAGAGAAGAUAUUAGUGGCGAAUUUCUCCUUACAGUUCCUUCGAAGAAAGCUGAAGAUAUGGCCUUUGUGUUGGGUGACAAUUCCUUUUAUGUUGAACAACCAAGAGAAGACAACAUUUCUUUAACUUGUCAGAAAGAACAAGCAAACAAAAUUGAGAUUGAAUGCCCUUCAGGUAAAGCUGGAAGACCACUUAUAAAACUUCAAAGCAAAAUGCAACAGUUACAGGUAGAAGAAACUGUAGAUUUAGAAUCAGAACUAAAGACCAAAAACAAUGGAAAUAUUUAUGUUCAGGACCAAAAGGAAGCCUUAAAUAAAACAUUUUCAAGUAGGCAUGUUCAUAAACAAAGUCAAGAUGGACUUAAUAUUAUAGAUAGUAAUAUGACAUUAGAAAAGGCAGAAAAGGAAGAUGGUAGUAGUGAAACUUCUUUAUCAUAUAUUUAUUCUUCAGAAUUGCUUGAAGACAUUACUUUAAAUAUGUUAUUUAAGCAGUUGCUAGAUGGUGGUAUCUUGCAUGAACAAACAGGUCAAAAACUCUUAUUAAAUGAAGCAAUAGCUCAAGGAAUUGUGCCCAGUCACACUGCUGUGAAACUUAUGGCAAAGAUGAACAUGUUUCGGGGUUUCUUUGAUGCACGGACUUGUGAGUCUUUGACAACUGAAGAAGUCAUUGAUGAAGGUCUGAUGGAUGAAAAGUUAUUACAUAAUGUCCUCAUGGCAGACAAAACAAUAAGUGGUGUCUUAGAUCCUCGUACCCACACCCUUUGCUCUGUGAAGGAAGCAGUUGCGGUUGGACUUCUUGACAUGCAAACAGCCACUGGAAUUUUAGAGGGGCAGGUAGUAACUGGUGGGAUUGUUGACCUGAAACGAGGUAAAAAAAUUUCCGUAACUUUGGCCUCAAAUCUUGGCUUGGUGGACAGCGAUGACCUGUUAACACUAAUAAAUCUGGAGAAAGCUUCCAAAGGUAGAGAAGCAGAAAAAAUAGUUAGAGAGAGGUUAAUUAAUUUACAAAUGGAAACAACAGGGAUUCUGGAUCCUGCUAACAAAGCUCCUUUAACAGUUGUGCAGUCCAUUGACAGAGGUCUUCUGGAGACUGAAGAGGCCAUUCAGUUGUUGACCAAGCAGGUGGUAGAUGGCGGUAUCAUUCACCAAAUAUCUGGGAUGAGACUUUCUGUUGAUAAUGCCUUUGAACAUGGCAUCAUUGAUGAAGAUUUAGCCAAGCAGCUUAAAAAAGUUGAGAACAUAAAACUCCAACAAUUUUUUCAUCCAGAAACAAAAGAAGCUGUCUCUCUCCCAGAAGCCAUACAGUUAGAUCUUGUUACCCCAGAAUUGAACAAAGAAAUUCAAGAAACUCAGGCCUUGACUGGGAACUUUAUGGAUCUCAUUUCUGGCCAGAAACUGACAUUGACAGAAGCUAAAAAGGAAGGAUUGCUGUCCUCUGAAGGAUCUUUGUCUUCAGGAAUAGUGCAUGGAAUUUUAGAUCCUGAGAAUCAUAAAAUUGUUCCCUAUUCAGAAUUAGUAAAGAAGUGUAAGAUAGAUAUUGAAUCUGGUAAGAGAUAUCUAGAAGUAAUUCCUUUCUCAGACAUUAAAGAUGGAGUAAGUGAUAAAUCACUUACAUUGACUCAAGCAACUCAACUUGGUAAAAUAGAUUUUGCAUCUACUUUGAAGAUUCUGAAAGCUCAAGCAAAUACUGGUGGAAUUAUAGAUACUGCCACAGGACAGCAACUGACAUUGUCAUCAGCUUUAGAACAUAAAUUAAUAGAUGAAAAUAUGAUCAGAAUUAUUGCAUCUCAUCAAGUAUUAAAUGGAGGAAUUAUCGACAUAUUUAAUGACCAGAGAGUGACAUUAAAGGAAGCUAUUGAAAAACAGCUUAUCAACCCUGAACUGGCAACUAUGAUCCAAAAAGAUUCUUUAGUGUCCAGUGAUCAUGGGGCUCAGGUUAAAAAUCAAGAUGGAAUUGAAGUAAGUGAAUUGAAGAAGGAUUUUCUAGGGAAGAAAACAUUGACUGUUUGUAAUCAAACAGAUGAGAUGAGUUGUGGUAAAGGUGAAAAGGAGAAAUUAUUUCAAAAUGAAAGUCAGUCUGCACAAGAAAAAGUGAAAGUAAGAAUUUCAGAGGAGGAACAGGUAAAAAAGAGAAGGGAAAUUUCCUUAAGGGAAUUUAAAAGCAGAGAUGGAGAUAAGAAGAGAGGAGCUCCAGAUAUGAAAGACUCUGUCAAAAUCAAAAUUCCUAGUGAUUUUGAAGAUAAAUCAUCAUUGGCCCAUAGUUCAGUGGUGACACACUGUCACUCAGAAGUUUGUGAGUUUAAAGAUAAAGAGGUGACUAGAAAUGAUAUGGGGAAAAGUAAAAAUGAAGAGCAGGAACAAAUACUGCCACAAGAAGAAAUAAUUUCUCAAAUGGGACAAUGCACAUCAAGCCUAAAUUCUAAGGAAAUAAGGGAAAACCCAGGAGCACAUAUUUCAGAAGUGCAAGAAUCAAAUUAUGAAACUCCAGACAAAUUGCUAGAUGAGAAGGUUGUGGAGAAAUCAAGAACUACUGGGGAGAAAAGUAAAAGGAAGAGGAGGAGAAUGGUUGUAGGAAAAAAUGUCCCAGUGUGCAGACAAGCAGUUCAUUCAGAAGAAUUUCAGGAAAGUGCUGUUAGAGAUGACCAUGAUUCCAGUUUAAAAGGUCAAUCUAUUGAAAUAACCACUAGUGAAAAAGAGAAAGAAACUGAAAGAAAGCAGGAAUUUUCUGUUAUUUGGAAAACUGAAGACACUUCUUCUCAAAUGGUACCCAGAGAGAGCUCCGUAAGAAACCAAGAAGCUCUAACAUUCUCCAACUCAAGUCAGGUCAGUGAAAGAGAAGGAAACUUACCUCAGGAAAUUACUGAUGUGACUAAGGGUGAACAAUUCUCUUUUGUGACCUCCAAAUCUGAGUUGUCCUGCCAGGAAUCAGUUGGAGAAGCUCAAUCUUUUCAAGGAACCUUAAGACAGGAGACCAGUUACAAAGAUUCCUGUAUUACUUCUAAGACUAAGGAAACCAAAGAUCUGAUAGUCUCCUCUAAUGAACAUAAGGAAAGAGUACCUUUUGACUCAACAAGAGCUAUUAAGUUACAGGAAGAAAUUAUACUUUCUAGAAUAGAGUCUAAAGAAGUCAAUUGCCCAGAAUUCUCAGCCAGAAAGGCUGAUCUUCAGGAUAAUAAAAGUGACCAUGAACUUAAUGGAAUUCCCAAAUCCAAAGUAAUAACUCAAGAAGUAACUGGAGAGAGAUCUGCAGAAACUAUAAAACCUAAAGUUUCAACUCCAGGAACAGGGUCCAAUGAAGGCAUAGUGACUCAGGGAGAUACCAAAGUCUUGGUGUCCCAUCUUCCAGAGAAACUGUUCAAUGAUGUGUCUCAGAAAGAGAGUGCAAGGCAACAAGAUGCCACCAUCAGUUCCAGUAUUCCAGACACCAGUGAAGACAAGACAGUAGUGCCCUUAAAAUCACACUCUGCAAUAAAGACUAUUGAGAUACCACAGGAAAAGCUCAGAGAAAGCCCUAGAAGUGAACAUACACCCUAUAUGGCUGCACUUGAAGAAAGGGGAGAUGAAAGUAUAAAUCUGGAGCCCUUCAGAGCAACUAAAAAUGUAUUUAAUCGACAACUCUGUCUAGAGCAUGAUAAGAAGCUGGUAUCCUAUCUGUCUCUGUUACGAGACAUUGAAAUGAGAACCAAGCAGAUUCAGCCUCUAGAACUAAACCUCCCAGGCUUACAGGAUCUGCUGUGUCAUGCCAAGGUAUUAGAUCGGGAGCUAAAAGAUCUAUCCACUUUGGUGAAUCAGGAAUUGAAUUGUGUGAAUCAGAUUAUUAUCAGCCAACCUCAGGAAGUUCCUGUUCAACUACUAAAGGCUCUAGAGAAGGAUGCCAAGAAUCUUCAAAAAUCCCUCAGCUCGGUGACUGAUACCUGGACUUCUAGAUUCCUUCAUCUUCAGAAUGUGGUGGAAGUCAAAAAGACCGAUGUGUUAAGUCAAUAUGAGCAGUUGGAAGGCAGACUUCAAAUUCUAAGAGCCUGGCUUAGCAAUACCUACAUUACUCUGAAAAGCAAAGAAAGUAAUUGCGAAGCCAGUGCUGAUAGCUUGAAUCUCCAUCUUCAACAGUUUGAGGAUUUGAAGCAGCCCAUAACUGAAAGGAGAUCUCAAUUGAAUGAUCUUGCUUUUGAUAUUCAAUUCUUUAUCUCGGAGCAUGCCCAGGACUUGUCCCCUCAGCAAAAUCGACAGAUGCUGAGGCAUCUGAAUGAAGUACAGAGGACCUUCCAGGAUCUCCUGGAGCAGACUGCAACUCAAAUGCAUGCCUUGCAAGGCUGUCUUCAGCAGAUGGAACAGGCAGCCUGGUUCAAGACCCUGCAGAAACAACAAAAUACCUGCCACCAAAAGCUGGAGGAUCUUUGUACCUGGUUAGGGCAGGCAGAAAAAGCAUUGGUAGACCACCAAGGGAGUGCCACUCAACAAGGUCUCUCUGCUUUGCAACAGAACCAAAGUGACUUGAAGGAUUUACAGGACGAUAUUCAGAAUCAUGCCGCCUCAUUCGCCAGUGUUGUCAAAGACAUUGAAGGAUUUCUAGAGGAGAAUCAGACAAAGCUGAGUCCCCAUGAGUUGACCGCUCUUCGGGAAAAACUUCAUCAGGCAAAGAAACAAUAUGAAACUCUCCAGGAACGGACACGGGUGACCCAGAAGGAGCUGGAGGAAGUCUUAACCUCAGCCCUACAACAAGAGACUGAGAAGAGUAAAGCAGCAAAAGAGCUGGCAGAAAACAGGAGUAAGAUUGAUUCUCUCUUGGAUUGGGUGACUUCAGUGGGAUCAUCCGGUGGACAGAUAGAACAGCUGUCUGGACCUAGUCUACAGAAAGGAGCCUUGGACACUAUUGAUGGUCAUGUGGACAUGAGCAGAGCCCCAGAGGAGCUGGAUAAGCAGUGUGAGAAGAUGAAGGCUCAUCACCAGGAAUUGCUGUCAAAGCAGCAAAAUUUCAUCUUGGCCACCCAGUCAGCGCAGGCCUUUUUAGACCAGCAUGGCCACAACCUUUCACCUGAAGAACGAGAAACACUGCAGGAGAAUCUCAGGAAGCUAAAGGAGCAGUAUGCGACUUCCCUGGCCCAGUCAGAGGUCGAGCUAAAACAGGUACAGGCACUGCGGGAUGAAUUGCAGAAGUUUCUGCAGGAUCAUAAAGAGUUUGAAACCUGGCUGGAGCGUUCUGAGAAAGAGCUGGAGAACAUGCACAAAGGAUGCAGCAGCCCUGAAGAUCUUCCCACCCUGCUUAAGCGACAAGGGAGUUUCUCAGAAGAUGUGAUUUCCCACAAAGGGGACUUGAGGUUUGUGACUAUCUCAGGACAGAAAGUCUUGGACACAGAAACUAACUUUGAGGAAGACAGAGAACCAUCAAUAGCUGGAACCUUAGUAAAGGAAAAACUGAAGGAUGCAACAGAAAGAUAUACAGCUCUUCAUUCAAAGUGUACACGAUUGGGCUCUCACCUGAACCAGUUGUUAGGUCAAUACCAACAGUUCCAGAGCACUGUUGACAGCCUACAGACCUGGAUGCAGACUUGUAAGGCCAGUGUGGAAAAGCUCCUCUCAGACACUGUUUCCUCUGACCCUGUAGUCCUACAGCAGCAACUUGCAACAACAAAGCAGUUGCAGGAACAAAUGGCUGAGCACCAAGUGCCUAUAGAGAAACUCAAAAAAGUGGCUCAUGAUCUCAUUGAAAUUGAAGGAGAGCCAGCCCCAGACCGCAGGCAUGUUCAGGAAACUACAGAUUCCAUACUCAGCCAUUUUCAGACCCUCUCCAGCAGCCUGGCUGACCGCUCUGCUCUGCUACAGAAGGCAAUUGCCCAAUCUCAGAGUGUUCAAGAAAGUCUGGAUAGCUUAUUGCAAUCCAUCGGAAAAGUUGAAAAAAAACUGGAGGAGGAGCAAGUGACUUCACUUUCUUCUGGAGUCAUCCAAGAAGCCUUGGCCAACAACAUGAAAUUGAAGCAGGACAUUGAUCGACAGAAGAGCAGCUUGGAGGCCACCCGUGAGAUGGUGACCCGAUUCAUGGAGUCGGCAGACAGCAGCACAGCAGCAGCAUUGCAGGGCAAGCUGGCAGAGGUGAGCCAGCGCUGCCAGCAGCUCUGUCUGCAGCAGCAAGAAAAGGAAAGCUCACUCAAAAAACUUCUGCCCCAGGCAGAGAUGUUUGAACAUCUCUCUGAUAAACUGCAGCAGUUCAUGGAAAACAAAAGUCGAGUGCUGGCCUCUGGAAAUCAGCCAGAUCAAGAUAUUACACAUUUCUUCCAGCAGAUUCAGGAGCUUAAUUUGGAAAUGGAAGACCAACAGGAAAAUCUUGGUGCUCUGGAGGAUCUGGUCACUGAACUCAACUCCUCUGGCUUUGCAUUGAACCUUUCCCAGCAUCAGGAAAGAGUUCAAAAUCUUAGAAAGAACUUCACAGAGCUACAGAAGACAAUCAAAGAAAGAGAGGAAGAUGCAUCAUCUUGCCAGGAGCAAUUGAAUGAAUUCCGGAAGCUGGUUAGGAACUUCCAGAAAUGGCUGAAGGAAACUGAAAGCAGUGUUCCACUUACAGAGACUUUCACGAGUGCUAAAGAGCUGGAAAAGCAGAUUGAACACCUGAAGAGUCUUCUGGAUGAUUGGACAAAUAUGGGAAAUUCAGUGGAAGAAAUCAACUGCAAAGGCACUUCUUUAGAAAAUCUCAUCAUGGAGAUCACAGCACCUGAUUCCCAAGCCAAGGCAGGUUCCAUACCGCUCUCUGUAGGAAGCUCUGUAGGCAGUGUAAACGGAUACCACACCUGCAAAGAUCUGACGGAGAUCCAGUGUGACAUGUCAGAUGUAAACUUGAAAUAUGAGAAACUGGGGGGACUACUUCGGGAACGCCUUGAAGGCCUUCAGUCUGUCCUCAGCAGAAUGGAGGAAGUUCAAAAGGAGGCAAGCUCAGUUUUACAGUGGCUGGAAUCAAAAGAAGAAGUCUUGAAAGCUAUGGAUGCCUCUUCAUCCCCAACCAAGACAGAAACAGUGAAAGUCCAAGCUGAAUCUAACAAGGCCUUCCUGACUGAAUUGGAACAGAAUUCUCCAAAAAUUCAGAAAGUGAAAGAAGCGCUGGCUGGGCUACUGAUGACAUAUCCUAACUCAAAAGAGGCUGAGAGCUGGAAGAAAAUGCAAGAGGAACUCAAUUCCCGAUGGGAAAAGGCCACUGAGGUGACGAUGGCUCGGCAAAAGCAGCUGGAGGAAUCUGCAAGUCAUCUGGAUUGUUUCCAAGCUGCAGAAUCCCAGCUCCGGCCCUGGCUGGUAGAGAAGGAACUAAUGAUGGGAGUGCUGGGUCCCUUAUCUAUUGACCCCAACAUGCUGAAUGCACAAAAACAGCAAGUUCAGUUUAUGCUGAAAGAAUUUGAAGCACGCAGACAACAGCAUGAGCAGCUGAACGAGGCAGCUCAGGGCAUCCUAGUAGGCCCUGGAGAGGUCUCUCCAUCCACUAGCCAAGUACAGAAAGAACUCCAGAGCAUCAAUCAAAAGUGGAUUGAACUAACAGAUAAACUCAAUUCCCGUUCCAACCAAAUUGACCAAGCUAUUGUCAAAAGCACCCAGUAUCAGGAAUUGCUCCAGGACUUAUCAGAAAAAGUGAAAGCAGUUGGGCAUCGACUUAGUAGCCAGUCAGCUAUCAGCACACAACCAGAGGCCAUAAAGCAGCAGUUGGAGGAAACUAGUGAGAUCCGAUCUGAUGUGGAGCAAUUAGAUCACGAAAUCAAGGAGGCAAAGACACUCUGUGAUGAGCUCUCAGAGCUUAUUGGUGAACAGUACCUCAAGGAUGAGCUGAAGAAGCGUUUGGAGACAGUUGCCCUGCCUCUUCAAGGUUUAGAAGAUCUUGCAGCUGAUCGCAUGAACAGACUCCAGGGAGCACUUGCCAGCACCCAACAGUUCCAACAAAUGUUUGAUGAGAUGAGAACCUGGUUGGAUGAUAAACAAAGCCAGCAAGUGAAAAACUGCCCAAUUUCUGCAAAACUGGAACGAAUACAGUCUCAACUACAAGAGAAUGAAGAGUUUCAGAAGAGCCUUAACCAACACAGUGGUUCCUAUGAGGUAAUUGUGGCUGAAGGAGAAUCUUUACUUCUUUCUGUACCUCCUGGAGAAGAGAAAACAACUUUACAGAACCAGUUGAUUGAGCUCAAAAAUAACUGGGAAGAACUCAAUAAAAAAACUACAGAUAGGCAAUGCAGGCUCAAGGACUGCAUGCAGAAAGCUCAGAAAUAUCAGUGGCAUGUGGAAGACCUUGUGCCAUGGAUAGAAGAUUGUAAGGCCAAGAUGUCUGACUUACGGGUCACUCUGGAUCCCGUGCAGCUAGAAUCUAGUCUCCUGAGAUCAAAGGCUAUGCUAAGUGAAGUAGAAAAGCGCCGCUCCCUGCUGGAAUUACUAAAUAGUGCAGCUGACGUUCUGAUCAAUUCUUCAGAAGCAGAUGAAGAUGAUAUCCGGGAUGAGAAGGCUAGAAUUAACCAGAACAUGGAUUCCAUUACAGAAGAGCUUCAAGCUAGGACAGGAUCACUUGAAGAAAUGACUCAGAGACUCAAAGAGUUUCAGGAAAGUUUUAAAAAUAUUGAAAAGAAGGUUGAAGGAGCCAAGCAUCAACUUGAGAUCUUUGAUGCUCUGGGCUCUCAAGCCUGUAGCAAUAAGAACCUAGAGAAACUAAGAGCUCAACAGGAACUGCUGCAGGCUCUGGAACCUCAGGUAGACUAUCUGAGGAACUUCACUCAAGGCCUCAUUGAAGAUGCCCCAGAUGGAUCUGAUGCAUCCCAACUUUUACAUCAAGCCCAGGUCACCCAGCAAGAGUUCCUAGAAGUACAACAAAGAGUCAACAGUGGUUGUACUACUAUGGAGAAUAAACUGGAGGGGAUUGGCCAGUUCCACUGCCGAGUCCGAGAGAUGUUUUCUCAGUUGGCAGACCUGGACGAUGAGUUAGAUGGUAUGGGUGCUAUCGGCAGAGACACUGACAGCCUUCAGUCCCAAAUUGAGGAUAUACAUUUGUUCCUUAACAAAAUCCAGUUGCUCAAGGCAGACAUAGAGGCAUCUGAAGCAGAGUGCAGACAGAUGUUAGAGGAGGAGGGGACUCUAGACUUGUUAGGUCUCAAGAGGGAGCUUGAAGCCCUGAACAAACAGUGUGGCAAACUGACAGAGAGAGGUAAAGCACGCCAGGAACAGCUUGAGCUGACCCUGGGUCGUGUAGAGGACUUCUACAGGAAAUUGAAGGUCCUCAAUGACAUGACCACUGCAGCAGAGGAAGGAGAGGCCCUCCAGUGGGUAGUGGGGACUGAAGUGGAUAUCAUCAACCAACAAUUAGCAGAUUUUAAAAUGUUUCAGAAAGAACAGGUGGAUCCUCUUCAGAUGAAAUUGCAGCAGGUGAAUGGACUUGGCCAGGGAUUGAUUCAAAGUGCCGGCAAAAACUGUGAUGUGCAGGGUUUGGAGCAUGAUAUGGAAGAGAUCAACGCUCGAUGGAAUACACUAAAUAAGAAGGUUGCACAGAGAAUUGCACAACUGCAAGAAGCUUUGUUGCAUUGUGGGAAAUUUCAAGAUGCCUUGGAGCCAUUGCUCAGCUGGCUGGCAGAUACUGAGGAGCUCAUAGCCAAUCAGAAACCUCCAUCUGCUGAGUAUAAAGUGGUAAAAGCACAGAUCCAAGAACAGAAGCUGCUGCAGCGGCUCCUGGAUGAUCGAAAGGCUACAGUAGAUAUGAUCCAAGCAGAAGGAGGCAGAAUAGCCCAGUCAGCUGAGCUUGCUGAUAGAGAGAAAAUCACUGGACAGUUGGAGAACCUUGAAAGUAGAUGGACUGGACUACUGAGCAAGGCAGCAGCCAGGCAAAAACAGCUGGAAGAUAUCCUGGUUCUGGCCAAACAAUUCCAUGAGACAGCUGAACCUAUUUCUGACUUCUUAUCGGUCACAGAGAAAAAGCUUGCUAACUCAGAACCUGUGGGCACUCAGACUGCCAAAAUACAACAGCAGAUCAUUCGACACAAGGCUCUGGAGGAAGAAAUAGAAAGCCAUGCAACAGAUGUUCACCAGGCAGUCAAAAUUGGGCAGACCCUCUCCUCCCUGACCAGUUCCGCAGAACAGAGUGUUCUGUCAGAAAAGCUAGACUCGUUGCAGGCACGAUACAGUGAUAUUCUAGACCGGUGCUGUCGGAAAGCAGCCCUGCUUGAACAGGCCCUGUCUAAUGCUAGACUGUUCGGGGAGGAUGAGGUGGAGGUGCUCAACUGGCUGGCGGAGGUGGAGGACAAGCUCAGUUCAGUGUUCGUAAAGGAUUACAGACAGGAUGUCCUGCAGAAACAGCAUGCUGAUCACCUGGCUUUAAAUGAAGAGAUUGUUAAUAGAAAGAAGAAUGUAGAUCAAGCUAUUAAAAAUGGUCAGGCUCUUCUAAAACAAACCACAGGUGAAGAAGUGCUGCUUAUCCAGGAGAAAUUGGAUGGAAUAAAAACUCGCUAUGCAGACAUCACAGUCACUAGCUCCAAGGCCCUCAGAACGUUAGAGCAGGCCCGGCAAUUAGCCACCAAAUUCCAGUCUACUUAUGAGGAACUGACCACAUGGCUGAAGGAGGUAGAGGAGGAGCUGGCCGCCAGUGGAGGACAGUCACCCACAGGGGAGCAAGUACUGCAAUUUCAACAAAGACAGAAGGAAUUAAAGAAAGAGGUUAUGGAGCACAGGCUGGUGUUGGACACGGUGAAUGAGGUGAGCCGAGCCCUCCUGGAGCUGGUACCCUGGAGAGCCAGAGAAGGUUUGGAUAAACUUGUAUCUGAUGCCAACGAGCAGUACAAACUGGUCAGUGACACUGUUGGACAAAGGGUGGAUGAAAUUGAUGCUGCUAUUCAGAGAUCACAGCAGUACGAACAAGCUGCUGAUGCAGAACUAGCUUGGGUUGCUGAAACAAAGCGAAAACUAAUGGCUUUGGGUCCAAUUCGCCUGGAACAGGACCAGACCACAGCUCAGCUGCAAGUACAGAAGGCUUUCUCCAUUGAUAUCAUUCGUCACAAAGAUUCAAUGGACGAACUCUUCAGCCAUCGUAGUGAAAUCUUUGGUACUUGUGGAGAGGAGCAGAAAGCUCUACUGCAGGAAAAGACAGAGUCCCUAAUACAACAAUAUGAAGCCAUUAGUCUACUCAAUUCUGAACGUUAUGCCCGCCUUGAGCGUGCCCAGGUCUUGGUGAACCAAUUUUGGGAAACAUACGAAGAGCUGAACCCCUGGAUUGAGGAGACUCGGGCACUCAUAGCACAACUGCCUCCUCCUGCCAUUGAUCAUGAACAACUCAGACAACAACAAGAGGAAAUGAGGCAACUAAGGGAAUCCAUUGCAGAACACAAGCCUCAUAUUGAUAAGCUGCUAAAGAUAGGUCCACAACUAAAGGAGUUGAAUCCUGAAGAGGGUAAAAUGGUGGAAGAAAAAUAUCAGAAUGCUGAAAAUCUGUAUGCCCAAAUUAAAGAAGAAGUACGUCAGCGGGCCCUGGCUCUGGAUGAGGCGGUUUCCCAAUCAGCUCAGUUCCAUGAUAAAAUUGAGCCCAUGUUGGAGACUCUGGAGAAUCUCUCCACUCGCCUGCGUAUGCCUCCAGCAAUUCCUGCUGAAGUAGACAAGAUCAGAGAGUGUAUUAAUGACAAUAAGAGUGCUACCAUGGAACUUGAAAAACUGCAGCCUUCCUUUGAGGCCCUAAAGAGGCGUGGAGAAGAACUCAUUGGAAGAUCUCAAGGAGCUGACAAAGAUCUGGCUGCAAAAGAAAUCCAGGACAAAUUGGAUCAAAUGGUAUUCUUCUGGGAGGACAUCAAAGCUCGGGCUGAAGAACGAGAAAUUAAAUUUCUUGAUGUCCUCGAACUGGCAGAGAAGUUCUGGUACGACAUGGCAGCUCUUCUGACCACCAUCAAAGACACCCAGGACAUUGUUCAUGACCUAGAAAGCCCAGGCAUUGACCCUUCCAUCAUCAAACAGCAGGUGGAAGCUGCUGAGACUAUUAAGGAAGAGACAGAUGGUCUACAUGAGGAACUGGAGUUCAUUCGAAUCCUUGGAGCAGAUUUGAUUUUUGCCUGUGGAGAAACUGAGAAGCCUGAAGUGAAGAAGAGCAUUGAUGAGAUGAAUAAUGCCUGGGAGAACUUAAACAAAACGUGGAAAGAGAGGCUCGAAAAGCUUGAGGAUGCCAUGCAAGCAGCUGUGCAGUAUCAGGACACACUUCAGGCUAUGUUUGACUGGCUAGAUAACACAGUGAUUAAACUCUGUACAAUGCCUCCUGUUGGUACUGACCUCAACACCGUUAAAGACCAAUUAAAUGAAAUGAAGGAAUUUAAAGUGGAGGUUUACCAACAGCAAAUCGAGAUGGAGAAGCUCAAUCACCAGGGUGAACUGAUGUUAAAGAAAGCUACUGAUGAAACAGACAGGGACAUCAUCCGAGAACCACUAACCGAGCUCAAACACCUCUGGGAGAACCUGGGUGAGAAAAUUGCCCACAGACAGCAUAAGCUAGAAGGUGCCCUCUUGGCCCUUGGCCAGUUCCAACAUGCCUUAGAAGAGCUAAUGAGUUGGCUGACUCAUACUGAAGAGCUGUUAGAUGCUCAGAGACCAAUAAGUGGAGACCCAAAAGUCAUUGAAGUUGAGCUUGCAAAGCACCAUGUUCUAAAAAAUGAUGUUUUGGCCCAUCAAGCCACAGUGGAAACUGUCAACAAAGCUGGCAACGAGCUUCUUGAAUCUAGUGCUGGAGAUGAUGCCAGCAGUUUAAGAAGCCGUUUGGAAACUAUGAACCAAUGUUGGGAAUCAGUGUUACAAAAAACAGAGGAGAGGGAGCAACAGCUUCAGUCUGCACUACAGCAGGCUCAGGGUUUCCACAGUGAAAUCGAAGACUUCCUUUUGGAACUUUCUAGAAUGGAAACCCAACUUUCUGCAUCCAAACCCACAGGAGGACUGCCUGAAACUGCUAGAGAACAGCUUGACACACAUAUGGAGCUCUAUUCCCAGCUCAAAGCCAAAGAAGAAACUUACAAUCAACUUCUGGACAAGGGCAGACUAAUGCUUCUAGGCCGGGAUGAAUCUGGGUCUGGCUCUAAGACCGAACAGAGUGUUGCCCUCUUAGAACAGAAGUGGCAAGUGGUCAGCAACAAAAUGGAAGAAAGAAAGUCAAAGCUAGAAGAGGCCCUCAACCUGGCAACAGAAUUCCAGAAUUCACUACAAGAAUUUAUCAACUGGCUCACCCUAGCAGAGCAGAGUUUAAACAUCGCUUCUCCUCCCAGCCUGAUUCUGAACACUGUCCUUUCCCAGAUAGAAGAGCACAAGGUUUUUGCAAGUGAAGUAAAUGCUCAUCGAGAUCAAAUUAUUGAACUUGAUCAAACUGGGAAUCAGUUAAAGUUCCUUAGCCAAAAACAGGAUGUUGUUCUGAUCAAGAAUUUGUUGGUUAGUGUCCAGUCCCGAUGGGAAAAGGUGGUUCAGCGAUCUAUUGAAAGAGGACGAUCACUGGAUGAUGCCAGGAAGAGGGCAAAACAAUUCCAUGAAGCUUGGAAAAAAUUAAUUGACUGGCUAGAAGAUGCAGAAAGUCACCUGGACUCAGAACUGGAGAUAUCCAAUGACCCAGACAAAAUCAAACUUCAGUUGUCUAAACACAAGGAGUUUCAGAAAACUCUUGGUGGUAAACAGCCUGUGUAUGAUACCACAAUUAGAACAGGCAGAGCACUGAAAGAAAAGACUUUACUUCCUGAUGACACUCAGAAACUUGAAAACUUACUGGGAGAAGUCAGAGACAAAUGGGACACUGUUUGUGGCAAGUCUGUGGAGAGGCAGCACAAGUUGGAAGAAGCCCUGCUAUUUUCAGGCCAGUUCAUGGAUGCUCUGCAGGCUUUGGUUGACUGGCUGUACAAGGUGGAGCCACAGCUGGCCGAGGAUCAACCAGUGCACGGGGACCUUGACUUGGUCAUGAACCUCAUGGAUGCCCACAAGGUUUUCCAAAAGGAACUGGGAAAGCGAACUGGAACUGUUCAGGUGCUGAAGCGUUCUGGCCGAGAGCUGGUUGAGAAUAGUCGGGAUGAUACCACUUGGGUGAAAGGUCAGCUCCAGGAGCUAAGUACUCGCUGGGAUACUGUGUGUAAGCUCUCUGUCUCUAAACAAAGCCGACUGGAACAGGCCUUAAAACAGGCAGAAGAAUUUCGGGACACAGUUCAUAUGCUACUAGAGUGGCUUUCUGAAGCAGAGCAGACACUUCGCUUUCGAGGAGCACUUCCUGAUGAUACUGAAUCUCUGCAGUCUCUCAUAGACACCCAUAAGGAAUUCAUGAAGAAAGUGGAAGAAAAGCGAGCAGAUGUUAAUGCAGCAGUAGCUAUGGGGGAAGUGAUCUUGGCCGUCUGCCACCCCGAUUGCAUUACCACCAUCAAACACUGGAUCACCAUCAUACGAGCCCGCUUUGAAGAGGUCUUGACAUGGGCCAAGCAACACCAGCAGCGUCUUGAAACGGCCCUAUCAGAAUUGGUGGCAAAUGCUGAGCUCUUGGAAGAACUUCUGGCCUGGAUCCAGUGGGCUGAGACCACCCUCAUUCAGCGAGAUCAGGAGCCAAUUCCUCAGAACAUUGAUCGAGUGAAAGCCCUUAUUGCUGAGCAUCAGACAUUUAUGGAGGAGAUGACUCGAAAACAGCCUGAUGUGGACCGGGUCACCAAGACGUACAAAAGGAAAAACAUAGAGCCUCCCCAUGCACCAUUCAUCGAGAAGUCCCGCAGUGGAAGCAGGAAGUCUGUGAAUCAACCCACACCUCCUCCCAUGCCCAUCCUUUCCCAGUCUGAAGCAAAGAAUCCACGAAUCAAUCAGCUCUCAGCUCGCUGGCAGCAGGUGUGGCUGUUAGCACUGGAGCGGCAGCGGAAGCUGAAUGAUGCAUUGGAUAGGUUAGAGGAGUUGAAGGAAUUUGCCAACUUUGACUUCGAUGUCUGGAGGAAAAAGUAUAUGCGUUGGAUGAAUCACAAAAAGUCUCGAGUGAUGGAUUUCUUCCGGCGAAUCGACAAAGACCAGGAUGGGAAGAUAACGCGACAGGAGUUUAUUGAUGGCAUCCUAGCAUCCAAAUUUCCUACCACCAAGCUAGAGAUGACUGCUGUUGCUGACAUUUUUGACAGAGAUGGGGAUGGCUACAUUGAUUACUACGAAUUUGUAGCUGCUCUCCAUCCCAAUAAAGAUGCUUACCGACCAACCACAGAUGCUGACAAAAUUGAAGAUGAGGUCACAAGACAAGUGGCUCAGUGCAAAUGUGCAAAAAGGUUUCAAGUGGAACAGAUUGGAGAAAAUAAAUAUCGGUUCUUCCUCGGCAACCAGUUUGGGGACUCCCAGCAGCUGCGGCUGGUCCGCAUCCUGCGCAGCACAGUGAUGGUUCGUGUCGGUGGAGGAUGGAUGGCCCUGGAUGAAUUUUUAGUCAAAAAUGAUCCCUGUCGAGUUCACCAUCCCGGGAAUAAAAUAAAGCGUUCUGAUUCCAGCUCUUCGGUUUCCAGUCAGUCUCCCAUAGCACGAGGAAGAACGAACAUUGAACUUCGAGAGAAAUUCAUCCUACCAGAGGGGGCAUCCCAGGCAAUGACCCCUUUCCGAUCACGGGGUCGAAGAUCCAAGCCUUCUUCCCGGGCAGCUUCUCCUACACGCUCCAGCUCAAGUGCUAGUCAGAGUAACCACAGCUGUACGUCCAUGCCAUCUUCUCCAGCCACUCCAGCAAGUGGCACCAAGACUCCACUUCAGUUCUCUCGCUGUUAUGACAAACCCUGGUUGGUAAACAGUAAAGCUGGCACCCCUGUCAGGGACAGCCACUAUCCUGACGCCCAGCUGCUCAGCCCCGAGGUUAUUCCAUCAACAGGUAGCAAGUUGAAACGACCGACACCAACCUUUCAUUCCAGUCGAACAUCCCUUGCUGGUGAUACUAGCAAUAGUUCCUCUCCAGCCUCCACAGGUGCCAAAACUAAUCGGGCAGAUCCUAAAAAGUCAGCCAGUCGCCCUGGGAGUCGGGCCGGGAGUCGGGCUGGGAGUCGAGCCAGCAGCCGGCGAGGAAGUGACGCCUCUGACUUUGACCUGUUGGAGACACAGUCUGCUUGUUCAGACACUUCAGAAAGCAGCGCUGCAGGGGGGCAGGGCAGUUCUAGAAGAGGGCUAAACAAGCCUUCCAAAAUCCCAACCAUGUCCAAGAAGACCACCACUGCCUCCCCCAGGACUCCAGGUCCCAAGCGAUAACACUGUACAAGCACCCCCAAACCUUUGUCCACUUUGAAUCCUACUCCAUGCAUUGGAUGUAUAUUUAUUCUGAACGGGAGACGUUAUAUUGUUAAAAGUGUAAAAGAAUAAUUGUGUUAUGAAGCUGCCUUAUUUUUUUCUUUUUGUAAGUUACUAUUUUCAUGUGAAUAUUUAUGUAGAUAAAAUUUGCCUCUGGUAACCCUGUAAUGGAUGGGGCCCAGAAAUGAAAUAUUUGAGGAAGAUAAAUGAAAGGUCAAAAUGCAAAUGUGUAUUAAGAAAAAAAAAAGCCUCUAAAUAGGGUUUCUGCGCGGUGCAGGGUUGUAAACCUGCUUUAUCUUUUAGGAUUAUUCCUAAAUGCAUCUUCUUUAUAAACUUGACUUGCUAUCUCAGCAAGAUAAAUUAUAUUAAAAAAAAAAAAGACUCCUGCAGUGUUUUAAGGAACUUUUUUUGUAAAUCACAGACACUUCAGUUAGUAAGAACUGAGGGAGAGCACCUCUAAUUGCUUUUUCCAUUGUUUUUAAUGUUGUGUGGUUUUAGCUGAAGAAAGAACCUCAUCUAGGUAAUGUUUGCACAUGAUAUAACAAAAGGGGUUCAUUGCAAUACUGUCUUUGAAUACUGUUUCAGUACUGGGUGUUUAAAGGACAACUAGCUGCUAGAAUUCAGGGGUAAAUGUAACAUUUAAAAAAAUCCAAACAUUGGGGUUUUUUAAAGUCCUGCUUUAUAACUUCCUAUCCAACCUGGCCACCAAUAACUCUCGUGCUCACUGGGACCCAAUUCCUGGCAAGGGGUGGUUUCGUGAAUUAGAUUUGUUUAUCUGCAUUUUUUGCUAUUUAUUUCAAUGGUUGAUCAACUUCCCACAAACUGAGGAAUGAAUUCCAUGAGCCUAUUCUGAAAAAUGUGGACCUGACACAAACACUUGCUCAUCCUUUAAAGGAGCUCACCAGCACACUUGUAACAAGUCCCGUUUGCUUCCGUCUUUUUUGUGCGUAAUAAAGUCAACUGACCAAGUGACCAUGAAGAGGGGCUCUCUGGGGCUCCUGUUUUUUAGCUGCUGUUCCUCUUCAGCUCCGACCAUGUUGCUGUGUGAUUAUCUCAAUUGGUUUUAAUUGAGGCAGAAACUGAAGCUCUACCAAUGAACUGUUUAAAACAAGACACACUUUUGUAUUAAAAUUGCUUGCAGUAACAA